AUGUUAACUCGACAAGGUGCAGCACAACUUAUCGCAUCCGAAUUUGCUCGAUUAUCUAAUAUUGAUAUUAAUUAUCCUGAUCGUUCGAACGUACAUCCUGUAAUUUAUCGUCUAGCAGAAUUAAUAAUGGCAGAAAAAACAAUUGCAACACUUUUAAGCAAAACUUUAGAACAAACACCUAAAUAUGCGGGUAAACACGAUCAAAAUGCUGAUGAAUGGCUAAACGAUCUUAUUGCAACAUGUCGUAUGGCUGAUAUAACUGAAGCACAUGCAUUAAAAAUAAUACCCACAUUUUUGGAAGGACAUGCUAAACAAUGGUAUUCGGACAACAAGGAAACAUUUGAAUCUUGGACUGUAUUUAAAACUGAAUUUAUUCGAACCUAUUCUUCACCAACAACAAAACAAUUAGCGUCAAAUCGUUUACGAACUCGUUUACAACACUACGAUGAACCUGUUAUUGAAUAUUAUACUGAUAUUAUGAAAUUAUGCAAGUUAGUUGAUCCUAGU
Rotaria sp. Silwood1 is the source of this 507-nucleotide messenger RNA. The record is from the annotation of a GenBank genome assembly. Lineage: Eukaryota; Metazoa; Rotifera; Eurotatoria; Philodinida; Philodinidae.